This is a messenger RNA of Lycium ferocissimum, 1653 nucleotides long. RefSeq names its product mitochondrial arginine transporter BAC2-like. Gene Ontology annotation, molecular function: transmembrane transporter activity. Gene Ontology annotation, biological process: transmembrane transport. NCBI's taxonomy places the organism in Eukaryota, Viridiplantae, Streptophyta, Magnoliopsida, Solanales, Solanaceae. The record is from RefSeq and is a predicted model, not a curated record. The transcript is spliced from 2 exons. Bases 348 to 1286 code for a protein of 312 amino acids.
AUUUUUUUCUUUUCAUUGUACAAAGGCCCUGCAGUGCACACUUCCUCCUCUAUAAGAACCAAACAAAGAGGUGCGGAGGAGAUUUUAAAAUUUGAAAGUAUUGACAGCCACAUCCACUAUCAAAAUUUUACAUCACCUUCUGCUUAUCACCAAAACAAAAGACAAUCCAAAAAAGGAUAGAUAUUUAAGCAGUAGCAAAGACAAAGUUGGUGAAAUUAUUAGUCCAUUUCUGUACAAAGACAGACCAAAGGAGAAAAACUUAUCAUAUUGCAUACCUAACCAGGUUCAGAGAGAAGAUAAGGUUAUUAAAUCAAGAUUUUUGAUUGGGGAAUUUAAUUAAUGAAGACAUGGAUUUCUGGCCAGAAUUUCUAGCAAGCAGUUGGGGAAAAGAAUUUGUUGCUGGUGGAUUUGGAGGAAUAGCUGGUAUUGUAUCAGGUUAUCCACUUGAUACCAUUAGAGUUCGUCAACAGAGUUGUACACCUGGUUCUGCUUUCACUAUCCUUCGUCAUGUUGCUUCAACUGAAGGUCCUUUGGCUCUCUACAGGGGCAUGGCUGCACCUCUUGCUUCUGUUACAUUUCAGAAUGCCAUGGUAUUUCAGAUUUAUGCAGUGCUAUCGCGGGCAUUUGACAGGAGUGUUCCUGCCAGUGAUCCACCCUCCUACAAAGGAGUAGCCUUAGGUGGAUUUGGAACAGGAGCAUUACAAAGCCUAAUGCUCACCCCAGUCGAACUAGUGAAAAUUCGACUCCAGUUACAAAGGAGAAAUAUCCCGGAUUACAAAAAUCAAAUUACUAGUUGUAGGGGUCCAACUGAUGUCGCAAAAAGCAUAUUCAAACAAGAAGGUUGGAGAGGAAUUUAUCGCGGAUUGACAAUUACAGUCCUUAGAGAUGCGCCAGCUCAUGGCCUAUAUUUCUGGACAUACGAGUAUGUGAGAGAGCAACUUCAUCCAGGAUGUCGAAAGAAUGGCCAAGAGAGUUUUAGAACAAUGCUCAUAGCAGGUGGUCUUGCAGGAGUUGCUAGCUGGAUAUGCUGUUAUCCGCUAGACGUUAUUAAAACCAGAUUUCAAGCUCAGUCACAAUCUACACCCUCGAGAUAUACUGGCAUAGUUGAUUGCUUCAGGCGAAGUGUGAAACAAGAGGGAUACAAUGUGCUGUGGCGAGGUUUGGGAACUGCAGUUGCCAGAGCAUUUGUAGUGAAUGGGGCUAUAUUCACCGCCUAUGAAACUGCCUUGAGGUGCCUUUUCAUCAACAACAAUCAUGCGACCAUUAAAACUGAAAAUGCAUUCUAAUACAGGAUUAAGUAAGUAGUCAUUGAAGUGUAUCACCACAUUGAUUUUAUUCCAUGUGGUACUUAGUUAAGAUGAAUACGGUAAAAAGUGCAUCUUGCUUGAAAAGAUACUGUUAAAGAAAGCGCUAUUUGAUGUGCGAUGAUAGUGGGAUGAAGAUUUUAAGCAUGCUUCAGUUUCUAUUACAGGGACAGCAGAUCUAAUCCAUUUAAAGCAGAAGCAAUUCUUCAGUUUAACUGUAUGUUACAGAAAAAAAAAAAAGGAUUCUUGGCACCUUUGACAGUGUCAUACAGUGAUACUUGUGCCAUUCUAUUCAUUGUAGCCAUUGUAUGGUUUAUAUCUAAAUGAGAAUUGAAACUGGAUUUGGUUA